This is a messenger RNA of Aspergillus heteromorphus CBS 117.55, 774 nucleotides long. RefSeq lists its product as uncharacterized. Bases 71 to 577 code for a protein of 168 amino acids. The transcript has 2 exons. The record is from RefSeq and is a predicted model, not a curated record. Lineage: Eukaryota; Fungi; Ascomycota; Eurotiomycetes; Eurotiales; Aspergillaceae.
AGCUAAUAAGAUCUCCCCUUGAUCCUGUUUCUGCCAUCGCGGUUCUUCCGGAUUCCUCUCCGCAGUCACCAUGCCCACGCCUCCCGAGUCGCCCAGGCGCAAGGAAAUGCGCGUCGCGUUGCGCGCGCUCAUCAACCAGGUUAUUCCUGUCAAGCAACCCAGCAUCCCCCCCGGCAUGAUACCAGCCAUCCACUUCUCCCCCAUGGACCUGGACCUGGACGUGGAGUCAAGCUCCGGACCCAUCUUCUUCGCUCCGUAUCCGGCCACCUUGUUUCCGGAUCCCGAUGACAACUAUGACCGGGCAAUGGAAACCAAAUAUACCGACUUCGACUCGAUCUCGUUGGACUUCCGCGACCCGAUGACUUCCGCGCGUGCUAUUGAUCACUAUCUAUUAUCGUAUGCCUCCUAUUGCUCUAUGACCAAAUAUUGCAAGCCGGAGGACGACUCGUGGUCUACAGUCAGCCUCGAGGAAGUGCCCUUUGUAGGCCUGUACCAGUACAACUACCCGGAAUAUGGCUCCACCGGAGUCCUCCAGGUCCGGGACGGCAGCUCAACGCACCUCAAGGCCUUUAUCUAAAACAACCUGGAUGGCACCGACGAUCAACUUCUUCGGGGGGAGAUCAUGAUUGCCUUGCGCCUCAGCAUCGCGCAGCUACGUCGGGCCAAGUUCUUGGAGCAUAUGAUCGCGCCGGUAAACCCUUACCCUCCACCGAGGUGCUCUCUUUUUCUCUGUUAGGCUAACCACCUUUACUCGUAUUCAUUAGAUCCUCCUCU